AUGGAAAACCUUGAAAAACUUGAUCUGUCGAGAAACCGCCUUCAUGGCAAUCUACCUUCCUCAAUAUUCUCAAAUCAUAGCACGAUUGUGGUGUUCAAUGUUUCGGAUAAUCAAUUAGACGGCAAUAUUCCCUCUUAUCCAGGGAUAAUUCAACAGUUUAAUCUUUCAAAUAAUCGCCUUCAGGGUAAUGUGCCUUCAUCAAUAUUCUCUAAUCAAAGCCAGAUUUCCUUGUUCGAUGUUUCUGGUAAUCAAUUAGAAGGGCUGGUGUCAUUUUCCAUGUUUGCCAAUUCUUCAAGUCUCGAUUACCUUGAUCUUUCAAGCAAUCAUGAGUUGGAAGUUGAAACUGAGUCUCCCUCGUGGAUCCCUACCUUUCAGCUAACCACACUGAACUUGGCGAACUGCAACCUCAACAAGAAGAAUGGUCAUGUUGUCCCGAGCUUCAUCUCCACCCAGAUUAACUUGCAGUACCUGGACUUGUCGUACAACUCCUUAGAAGGAGGCAUACCAUGUCAACUGUUCUUUAACACCAACACCACAGAGUUAUACUUGAGAAGCAACAAAAUUGAAGGUUCUUUUCUUGAUUGCUUCAUUAAUGGAACUUCAAGCCUUCGAUCAUUUGACAUAUCUGAUAAUCACGUUAAAGGUCCCCUUCCUGAAAAUUUUGGAAGUCUUUUUUCAUCCUUAUAUCAUGUUGACAUGUCCUCAAAUGAACUAGAAGGCAAAAUUCCUUCAUCCUUUGGUAGUAUGUCUCUCGAAAUAUUAGACCUUUCUAACAACAUGCUCUCGGGAACAAUACCACCAAGUUUGACUGGAAAUGACACCCCACUGGUAUAUUUAAAUUUGUCAAACAACACCCUGCAAGGAGAAAUGCUCCCAAGGGACUCCAACAUGACAAAGCUUGAGUGCUUAUAUCUUAGCGGCAAUCACUUUGAAGGAAUAAUCUCGCCCGCGAUAUCGAACAGUCCCAGCUUGGUAAUCCUAGAUGUUCGUGACAAUUACUUGUCUGGUAAAAUUCCUAAGUGGUUGUAUGAUCAUCGUCACUUGGUAGCCGUUCUUUUAAGUGGAAAUCACCUUGAAGGUCACCUAACACAAAGAUUGUAUCGAAUGCAAAGACUGCAAGUUUUUGAUGUCUCUCGUAAUCGUCUUUAA
Molecule: messenger RNA, 1149 nt
Organism: Juglans regia (Persian walnut)
Lineage: Eukaryota; Viridiplantae; Streptophyta; Magnoliopsida; Fagales; Juglandaceae
Product: receptor-like protein 15
Exons: 1
Coding region: 1-1149 (382 amino acids)
Molecular function (GO): protein binding
Source: RefSeq, a predicted model, not a curated record